Messenger RNA from Drosophila miranda, 7839 nucleotides. RefSeq names its product neurogenic protein mastermind. Bases 749 to 5824 code for a protein of 1691 amino acids. Gene Ontology annotation, cellular component: nuclear speck; nucleus; chromosome, centromeric region. Lineage: Eukaryota; Metazoa; Arthropoda; Insecta; Diptera; Drosophilidae. Gene Ontology annotation, biological process: positive regulation of transcription by RNA polymerase II; Notch signaling pathway; CENP-A containing chromatin assembly. The record is from RefSeq and is a predicted model, not a curated record. The transcript is spliced from 8 exons. Gene Ontology annotation, molecular function: transcription coactivator activity.
AUGGUCUCACAAAUUUUUCUGCCGCGAUCAAUGAAACAACAAAACUGUGCCGAAUUUUUUUCUGAAUUCCGAAAAUUCCGCCAAAAUUAAAUAAAUGGAUUAUCCAUUGUUUAUACAUUUCGGGUUUUUAAUUUUUUUGGACUUGCGGUACAACAAGUAAACUAAAAAGUGCUUCCACUGGGAACAUGUUUAAACAAAGAAUUAAAUAAAGAGUGGCUUGUGUGUUGAACUGUGCGGUUUGCUCGAAGCAGCUUGGAUAAAAAGUUACUCAAUUGAUUGUUUAUAAUAUUAUUUACAAUUGCAAACAUCAAAUAAAAACAAAAACAAAAGUGAACAACCAAUAUCUGUGGAAAUACUACGAGUAAUUGACUACUAAAUGGAAUACUAUAAUAAAUAAACAAAAUCAAAUUGGAUUAUCGCCCAGCUGCUGGGAGCUUGCCCCAAGAUGAUGACCUUGCCGCCGUUCGGCUGGUUCCACUUUCUCCAGCUUCCUUUGCACCGCUCGACGUAGAACCCCCACGGACUUCCACAGAGGGGAAACCCUCACCAGCUCCAAUCAAAGCGUCAGCCACUGCCAUUAGUAGCCAUACAUCAGAUACAAUAUAUAUAUAGUAUAUAUAUAUAUAUAUAUAGAUUUGGCCCAGCGUCUUGUUCUUCGUGAUUUCGUCGCUGUCAGCGUUCGACGCCGACUGAGACGAGAGCAGCGAAGCAACGAGAGCACAGCGAAAGCCUCACCACGGACGCAUUUAUGGAUGCGGGCGGCCUGCCAGUCUUCCAAGCCAGCCAAGCAGCCGCAGCCGUCGCCCAGCAGCAGCAGCAACAACAGCAGCAGCAGCAACAUCAGCAUCUGAAUCUCCAACUGCAUCAGCAGCACUUGGGCCUACACCUGCAACAGCAACAACAACUGCAACUGCAACACAAUGCACAGGCGCAACAGCAGCAGCAGAUACAAGUGCAACAGCAGCAACAACAACAGCAACAACAACAACAACAACAACAGCAGCAACAGCAACAGCACUCUCCCUACAAUGCCAACCUGGGAGCAACAGCCGGAAUCGUCGGCGGCCUUGUUGCUGGCGGCAACGGAGCUGGCGGCCCUCCAAAUCCAGGAGUCAGCCUCGGACCCAACAGUGGGGGCGGCGGCCCAUCGCCUAGCGAUGCCCUGCCACCCAAGCGACAGCCCAUUGUGGACCGACUGCGACGCCGCAUGGAGAACUACCGACGACGGCAGACGGACUGCGUGCCGCGAUACGAGCAGACCUUCAGCACCGUCUGCGAGCAGCAGAACCAGGAGACCACGGCCCUGCAGAAGCGCUUCCUCGAGAGCAAGAACAAGCGGGCGGCCAAGAAGACCGACAAGAAGCUGCCCGAUCCCCAGCAGCAUCAGCAGCAGCAGCAGCACCAGCAACAUCAGCAGCAGCAACAUCAGCAACAGCAGCAUCAACAGGCGGCACAGACGAUGUUAGCCGGACAACUGCAGAGCAGUGUUCAUGUGGUGAGUUCUGGCAUUAUUUGGUCGUGUAAAAAUGCAUUAGAUGCAGAUGGAACCCAACAAAAAUUCCUUAAACGACCAGCGGAGGAUGUUGACAAUGGCGCCGAGAACUUUGAGCCGCCGCAUAAGUUGCCCAACAACAACAACAACAAUAGCAACAGCAACAACAACAACGGCUCGAAUGCCAACAACAAUGGGAACAACAACGGCAACAGCGGCAGCAACAACUCCGGCAACAGCGGCAACAGCAACAACAACGGCUCUGAGAAUCUAACCAAAUUCUCGGUGGAAAUCGUCCAGCAGCUUGAGUUCACGACCUCUGCGGCCAAUUCACAGCCGCAGCAGAUCAGCACAAAUGUCACAGUGAAGGCCCUGACCAACACCUCGGUGAAGAGCGAACCAGGAGUGGGCGGCGGCGGCGGUGGUGGUGGUGGUGGUGGUGGUGGUGGAAACGGAGGAGGUGGAAACAGCGGCGGUGGUGGCAACAGCGGAGGCGAUCAGCAGCAGCAGCAGCACCAACAACAGCAACAUCAUCCACAGCAACAUCAGCACCAGCAACAGCAGCACCAGAACCAGCACCAACAAGGCGGCGGACUGGGUGGCCUCGGCAAUAAUGGGCGUGGCGGGGGUCCUGGCGGAAUGGCCCAGGGACCCGGCGGUGGCGGACUCGGUGGCCUCGGAGUCGGCGUCGGAAUGGGCAUGGGAUCCAACAUGAUGUCCGCCCAACAGAAGUCGGCCCUCGGCAAUCUGGCCAAUUUGGUCGAGUGCAAACGGGAGCCCGACCACGACUUUCCCGAUCUGGGCUCGUUGGACAAGGACGGGGGCAACGGGCAGUUUCCCGGGUUUCCCGAUCUACUGGGCGAUGACAACUCGGAGAACAACGACACCUUCAAGGAUCUCAUCAACAAUUUGCAGGACUUCAAUCCCAGCUUCCUCGACGGCUUCGAUGAGAAGCCGCUGCUGGACAUCAAGACGGAGGACGGCAUCAAGGUGGAGCCCCCGAAUGCCCAGGACCUCAUCAACAGCCUGAAUGUGAAGUCGGAGGGCGGUCUGGGACAUGGCUUUGGGGGCUUUGGCGUCGGAAUGGGCAUGGAUAAUCAGGCCAUGAAGAUGCGUGGCGCCGGCGGUGGUGGUGGCUUCCCCAAUGGCCCCAACGGUGGCGGUGUUGGUGCCGGCGGCGUGGGAGGAGGAGGAGGCGGAGGACAAGCCUCCGGUGGCGGGAAUCUCAUGUCGGAGCAUCCGCUGGCCGCCCAGACCCUCAAGCAGAUGGCCGAGCAGCACCAGCACAAGAGUGCGAUGGGCGGCAUGGGUGGCUUCCCCCGCCCCCCGCAUGGCAUGCAACCGCAGCAACAGCAGCAGCAACAACAGCAGCAGCAGCAGGCCCAGCAGCAGCAACAUGGCCAGAUGAUGGGUGGUCCUGGUCAGGGCCAGCCCGGACGCUACAACGACUAUGGGGGCGGCUUUCCGAACGACUUUGGCCUGGGUCCCAAUGGCCCGCAGCAGCAACAGCAGCCCCAGCAGCAGCAUCUGCCGCCGCAGUUCCACCAGAAGGGUCCUGGCCCAGGUGCCGGUCCCGGGCCUGGCAUGAAUGUCCAGCAGAAUUUCCUGGACAUCAAGCAGGAGCUCUUCUAUUCCUCUCAAAACGAUUUCGAUCUCAAGCGCCUGCAGCAGCAGCAGGCCAUGCAGCAGCAACAGCAGCAGCAGCAGCAACAACAACAGCAACAUCACCAGCAGCAGCAGCAGCAUCCCAACCCGAAUGGCCCCAAAAUGGGUGGCGUGCCCAGCUUCAACAAGCAGCAGCAGCAGCAACAGGUGCCCCAGCAGCAGCAGCAGCAAUUGCAACAGCAACAGCAGUACUCGCCCUUCAGCAACCAAAACGCAAAUGCGGCAGCCGCCGCUGCCAACUUCCUCAACUGUCCGCCCCGUGGCGGUCCCAACGGCAGCCAGCAGCAGCAGCAGCAGCAGCCCGGUAAUCUGCCCCAGCAGCAACAGCAGCAGCAGCCGGGCGGCGGGCCACAGGGUGGUCCCCAGCAGCAGCAGCGUGGAGUCAAUGGGCAGCAGAACAAUCCAAAUGCCGGGCCCGGUGGCAAUGCGGCGCAGCAGCAGCAGCAAGCGACUACAACAACGCUGCAGAUGAAGCAGACGCAACAGCUGCACAUCAGCCAGCAGGGGGGAGGCGCGCACGGCAUUCAGGUGUCGGCUGGUCAGCAUCUGCAUCUGAGUGGCGAUAUGAAGAGCAAUGUCUCCGUGGCCGCCCAACAGGGCGUCUUCUUCAGCCAGCAGCAGGCCCAGCAGCAGCAACAGCAGCAGCAGCCUGGCAACGGCGGAAACAAUCCACAACAACAGCAGCAGCAACCGCAUGGCGGAAAUGCUGGAGCUGGAGUGGGCGUCGGAGUGGGCGUCGGAGUGGGCGUCGGAGUGGGCGUGGGCAAUGGCGGACCCAAUCCGGGACAGCAGCAGCAGCAACCAAAUCAAAAUAUGAGCAACGCAAACGUAACCUCCGAUGGCUUCUCGCUCUCCCAAAGCCAAAGCAUGAGCUUCAGCCAACAGCAGCAGCAGCAGCAGCAACAACAGGCGGCGGCUGCGGCGGCGGCAGCAGCGGCUGCCCAGCAGCAACAGGCAGCCGCCCAACAACAGCAGCAGCAGCAGCAGGUGCCGCCCAACAUGCGGCAGCGUCAGACGCAAGCGCAAGCGGCAGCUGCAGCAGCGGCGGCAGCAGCGGCGCAGGCGCAGGCAGCGGCAAAUGCAAACGGACCCAAUGUCCCGCUCAUGCAGCAGGGACCCCAGGGUCCGGGCGUUGGAGUGGGUGUGGGCGUUGGGGUAGGCGUCGGCAACGGAGGCGGCGGAGGCAUGCCCAGCAAUGGGCCCGCCGGUGGACCCAGCAACGGUGCAAUGAAUCAGAUGGGAGGACCCAUGGGCGGCAUGCCGGGCAUGCAGAUGGGCGGACCCAUGAACCCCAUGCAGAUGAACCCGAACGCGGCUGGCCCCAAUGCCCAGAUGAUGAUGGGCGGCGGGGGAGGCGGGGUUGGGUCAGGUCCCGGCCAGGUUCCCGGCCCUGGGCCUAACCAGGCCAAGUUCCUGCAGCAACAGCAGAUGAUGCGCGCCCAGGCCAUGCAGCAGCAGCACAUGUCCGGCGCGCGUCCCCCUCCGCCGGAGUACAAUGCCACCAAAGCGCAGCUGAUGCAGGCCCAGAUGAUGCAGCAGACGGUGGGUGGGGGCGGUGUUGGUGUGGGCGGAGUCGGAGGAGUGGGCGUGGGCGGCGGUGGAGGCGGAAACGGCGGCGGGCGCUUCCCCAACAGCGCUGCCCAGGCGGCAGCCAUGCGCCGCAUGACCCAGCAGCCGAUCCCUCCCUCCGGACCGAUGAUGCGGCCCCAGCACGCGGCCAUGUACAUGCAGCAGCACGGCGUAGCUGGCGGUGGUCCGCGUGGCGGAAUGGGAGGUCCGUAUGGCGGCGGCGGGGCGGGCGGACCCAUGGGUGGGCCCCAGCAGCGUCCACCCAAUGUCCAAGUGACUCCCGACGGCAUGCCCAUGGGAUCGCAGCAGGAAUGGCGGCACAUGAUGAUGUCCCAGCAGCAGUCGCAGAUGGGCUUCGGCGGCCCCGGACCCGGCGGCCCCAUGCGGCAGGGCCCAGGCGGUUUCAAUAGUGGAAACUUCAUGCCCAACGGAGCCCCUAAUGCGCCUGGCAAUGGACCAAAUGGCGGCGGCGCCGGCAUGAUGUCCGGUCCGAAUGUACCGCAAAUGCAACUGACUCCAGCCCAGAUGCAGCAGCAACUGAUGCGCCAGCAACAGCAGCAGCAGCAGCAGCAGCAGCAACAGCACAUGGGACCCGGAGCAGGCGGUAAUAUGCAGAUGCAACAGCUACUGCAGCAGCAGCAGUCGGCGGCCGGCGGCAACAUGAUGGCCAGCCAGAUGCAGAUGUCCAGCAUGCACAUGACGCAGACCCAGCAGCAGAUCACUAUGCAGCAGCAGCAGCAGUUUGUCCAAAGCACCACCACGACCACGCACCAGCAGCAGCAGCUGCUGCAGAUGCAGGGUCAGGGCCAGGGAGGCGGUCCGGGAUCGGCCAGCAACAACAACGGAGGUGGCGGUGGCGGUGGCGGUGGCGGCGGCGUCGGUGCCGGUGGGGUGGGAGCGGUUGGUGGCAACGCAUCCAACACGAUUGCCAGCGCCAGCUCGAUAAGCCAGACGAUCAACUCGGUGGUGGCCAACUCGAAUGACUUGUGUCUCGAAUUCCUGGACAACCUGCCCGUGGACAGCAAUUUCUCCACGCAGGAUCUGAUCAACUCCCUCGACAACGACAACUUCAAUCUGCAGGACUUUAAUAUGCCUUAGAUUCGUUGAAGUAGUCUCCACCAUACACCAGCACCACCACACACACCACCAGCACUACCAGCACCACCACAUUGUUGCCUCAGUUUUGUUCACAAUUUUUUUUUUGUUGCCUAUUGUUGUUAUUGGUCUUGGCCAACCCCAUCCCGAAACGAAACGAACCCGACCCAGGCCCCUGCCCCUGCCCAUGCCCAUUCCCAUGCCCCGUCCCUGCCAAUGAAGUUACUUUGUUUGUUAAUUGUGUGUGUGUAUUUAUACCUACUCGUGCGGGUGUACGAGUAUACCUAAGCUAAGUUCGUUCGUCUAUGUACUAUAAUUUCUAGUUUUGCUGGCUCCACUGUAGCGCAACGUAUCGUGUCGUUACGUAUCGUAUCGUAGCGAAUGUAUUAUCCGACCUUAGACAGGGUCCAAGGUGCAGGGCGUGCGGCCGCUGGGCGUGGUAGCGGCUAGAGUUCGCAAGACAUUCCAUACAACCAUUUAACCAUAUGCCAGGCCAUCAAUUAACUGAGGAAAAUCAAAAAGUAUUCACAAGUACUUUAAAAUCAACCAAAAUACACUGUCGCUAAUGCGUACGUAGUCAGAGUCGCAGCAGAAGCGACCUGCCACGCCACGCCUCGCCACGGCACCAGAACACUUAAGCACUUGUACUUAAUGCAAAUUUUGUGCCACGCCCAGUGCGUUGUGCGCCGCCCCCCCACUUCGUUUGAUUACUUAAGCAAAAGCCGCAAGAAAAAAGAACAAAAGAACAAGAAAAAAAAACCAUAAACAAUGGAGAGCAAAAGCAAAAAAGAACCAACAACAAAAGGGAGAAACAACAACAAAACAAAACAAAAACACAAAAUAGUUGUACAUUUUAUAUUGUAUGUAUUUAAUUUUAUUUAGUUUUUAUAAAACAAAAAAUCGACAAACAAGCAAAAAACUACAAAAAAAAAAUUAAGAAAAAAAAUGGGGGGAAAACGAAAUCGAGAAUCAAUCGGAAGAAUGAGCAAAAAUAUUGGUGAUAUUUUAAAUGCUUAAACAAAAAUUGAAAAAUAAAACAGAAAUUACGAAUCAAAUAAGAAAUCAACAAAAAGCAAAAACACAAACACAGACACACAAAGGAGGAACCGUGGGAGCGCGAGGAGAAUGGGAGAACUUUUAAAAACAAAACAAAAUCCAUUCGUGAAUGAGAAACAGUUAUUAUUAUUAUAAUUAUAAUUAUUAUUGUACAUUGAUUUUUUAAUUGAAUUCAUUUUUAAAUGGAAUUUUUAAAAGCGGAGCAACAGUGCGACAAAAGCGCAAACAAAACAUAUUUAACAAAUAUACACUAUAUAUACGGAAAUAUUAUAUAUACAUACAACUAUGCGUAGUUUUUGGUAGUGAAACGUAAUUUUUUAGUAGUUUGUUAAAUAAAUUGAUAUAAAAACACAAACACACACAUAAUAUUCAAACAUACAUACAUACACAUCCGCAUAUACGCGUAUACACGCGACUCGAUAUAUAUAUAUAUAUAUUUGACUAUUGUAAAAGCAGCGCUAACAAUUCGAUUUACGAGUGUAGUGUAUGUGUAAUUAGCCCUAAGGAGCCACAAAAUGUUUUGAGAAAGUAAGGAGAGAUCGAAAUUUAUAUUUAAUGCAUGCGCCUGGCCGCAUUACCAAGUGAUGCCAUGCCACGCCCACACAGAAAACGAUAGAGAGGAAUAGGAGAAACGGGACACUAUUCAGCAGAAAAUAAGCUAAAGAAAACGCCAGAGAUUCCAGCAAUGAAAUUAUUGUACGAAAACUAAUUAGAGCAAUUCCAUAAGUCCAUAAGUUAGACGUUCCGUUGAGGCCAUAGAAAUUUUGAACCAGGCACUCGGAUGCCACUUCCACAGAUCUUCUACUUACAAUAUAUAGUUACAGAGACAGACAUACAUACAGACAGAUCACAGCCAUUUUUGCAGUGUCUACCGUGAUUCGGAAGGGUCAGCAGGAAUACGAGUAUGUAGGAACAAGAGCUCGACUCCACAGCACACGCCUAGCAAAAGAUAUACACAUAUA